This is a messenger RNA of Lodderomyces pseudojiufengensis, 432 nucleotides long. RefSeq lists its product as uncharacterized. The coding region runs from base 1 to 432 and encodes 143 amino acids. The record is from RefSeq and is a predicted model, not a curated record. NCBI's taxonomy places the organism in Eukaryota, Fungi, Ascomycota, Pichiomycetes, Serinales, Debaryomycetaceae. The transcript has a single exon.
AUGUUAAGAGCUAUAUUAGGGAUAUCGAAGCAUAGUAGAGCAUUUCGUAAAAUGAUGAUACAAGAAUUAAAACCAUUAACCCCACAAUCAAUUAAAAUAAAUCCAAUAAUACAACAAACUCAAACAAGAUCAUAUUCAGAAGUAAAUGCUACAAAUAAAUCAACGUCACCAAUCAACCAAAAUAAAUCAAAAUUUGAAUCAUCAAAAGAUUAUAUAAAAAAAGCACAUAUUGAAAAUUCAAAAGAAUCAGAACAAUUAUUAAAAAUUCUAAGAAAAACUGGAGCUAUAUCAGUUGUUAUUGUAUUUGUAUCUAUUGGAUAUGCUGCUUUUUCAGAAUAUCUGGGUAAACCAAAUGAAGUUGAAGAAAUUGAAUAUAUUCCUAAUUUAAGUCAAGAUAUACGAUAUAAGAAUAAAAAUAAUAAUGGUGCUUAA